AUGUCAGGAGCUAGCGACAAAGCACGAUUCUACCUGGAACAGGCGGUGCCUCAACUGCAGGAGUUUAAAGAGAAGAAAAUUUUCGACGACGACGAGAUCAGAAAUCUUGUCAAGAAGAGAUCCGAUUUCGAACACAAGAUCCUCGGUAGAGGAUCACAACCAAUCGACUUUGCUCGGUAUGCGGCUUGGGAAAUCAGCUUAGAGAAGCUCCGGCAAAAAAGAUGCAAACGAUUACGAAUUAAAGGCAGCUCCGCAUACACUGGUCAGGCUAGAACCUUCCAAAUCUUUGAUCGAGGCACAAAGAAGCACCCGGGAGAUGUUGCACUGUGGAUGUCAUACCUCGAAUAUACUAGGCAAGAAAGAGCAACGAAGAAGUUCAAGUCGGUCUUAACAUCGGCAAUUCGACUGCAUCCUACCAAAUCAGAAUUGUGGCUUUAUGCCGCGAGAUGGGCAUUGGAGUUAGAGGCGGACAUGAAUGGUGCGCGGAGUUACAUGCAGAGAGGAACGAGGUUCUGUACCCAGAGCAAGGAUUUAUGGAUCGAGUAUGCCAAGCUGGAGAUGAUUUACCUGGCCAAAAUUGCCAUGAGGAGGAGAAUUCUUGGCCUAGACGCGGGUGAAUCUGUCGAGGCUUUGGAGAACACGGAGGGAGCAACCGAUGAUGGAGGCUUCUCCACUACAGCGGAUGUCAUCGCCAUUCCCGACUUUAAGACGCACACCCUGCGACCUAGUAUGAUCAAAGGUGUUGAGGUUGACUCGGAGGUAGCGAAAGACCCGAUGACAACCUCAGCUCUCAAUGGAGCGAUACCACUUGCCAUUUUUGAUGCUGCUCGCAAACAACCAUUCUUCUGCCCUGCGGCAGCUGAAGAUUUUUUCGACAUGUUCGCCUCCUUCACCCAAGUGCGAUGUUUACCUAAGAUCUUGCAAUAUGUUCUGGACAGCAUGAUGGAAUCAUACCCUCGAGAUCCGUGUAUCUGCAGUUGCUACAUUAGACAGCCGGUGCUUGGUAUUGAACCAACGUCUCCAGAAUUUCCAAUAGCGGUAGGAUCUACCUUGGACCGGCUGAAGGAGUCGAUGGGCACUGCAAACGACAAAGCAGUGCUUUCGAGGAAGAUGAAAGCAUGGUUUGAGCAGAUUUUAGGGCUGGAAGAGUUAGAUCCAGGCAUCCAGACGGUGAUCAGACAUACGAUAAAGAAACUUGAAUAG
This is a messenger RNA of Hyaloscypha bicolor E, 1203 nucleotides long. RefSeq lists its product as uncharacterized. Lineage: Eukaryota; Fungi; Ascomycota; Leotiomycetes; Helotiales; Hyaloscyphaceae. The record is from RefSeq and is a predicted model, not a curated record. Gene Ontology annotation, cellular component: Pwp2p-containing subcomplex of 90S preribosome; small-subunit processome. Gene Ontology annotation, biological process: maturation of SSU-rRNA from tricistronic rRNA transcript (SSU-rRNA, 5.8S rRNA, LSU-rRNA). Gene Ontology annotation, molecular function: snoRNA binding; protein binding. The transcript is spliced from 2 exons. The coding region runs from base 1 to 1203 and encodes 400 amino acids.